AUGCCCACUAAAGAUCGUGACGUCGACGGCGACGACGACCGACCCCGCGAAAAGCAGCGACGCUCCAAGUCGGAGCGAAAGCCGGAACGAGAUCGAGACCGAGAUCGAGACAGAGACAGAGACAGGGAUAAAGACCGCGAUGGUGACCGUGAUAUGGACAGAGAGCGCCGACACCGCUCGUCAAAGUCCAGAAGCAAAUUGUCUGGAGAAGGCGGUGAUUCAAGUUCACAUGUCUCUUCACCACGCAAACACCGCCGGAGGGAGCGUGACGAUGAUGACGAACGAAGCUCUCUUCGAGGUAUAAGGGAACGAGGUUCUGCCAGCGAUGUAGGCUCCAUUUCUAGAUCCGCCAUCAGCGGCAAACGAGUUUCCUUGCCUUACCCAUCCUUCAGCAAGGCACACAGCAAAGAAGCCGUCAUGAGCCGCGAAGAUCUCUCUCCAACCCGCCGAGAUGCACCCUUGACUCCCGACCCGACCAACACCGGCGACGAGGAUAGCCAGAACCGAUCGUCGGGUUCCUCACGCAGAGGCUCUACGAAGAGAACAUCUCGCCCACCUAGUCCGCCCGAGACGGAAAUGUCGAAAGAUAAGAGACGAUCUUCUGCCCCCGGUAGCGAUUUGAAAGAGGACAGCAAUGAGCGAGAUUCAUCAUCCAGAGUUUCCCGGUCGAAAUCACACAACGACGAUCGGUCAAGAGUUAGUCGCCGCUCUGGAACAUCAAGCCAAGCCACCUUUGUCAAGACUGCCAAACAUUCUUCGCACGAGAAGCUUCGCAGUAGCGAAUCACGAGUAUCAAGCUCCUCCCGCCACUCUCCUAGAGCCUCUGGUUCUAGAGGAAGCUUGCACAAGAAGGCUACCACACAAGAAGACGGCUCUUCUCCAUCGAGCGUACAGGGCUCGUCCCCAAAGACGCCAACCCAACCCACUCACUUCCCAACUCACCUCUACACAUCGCACCGAGAAGACGGAGACGAUGGCGAAUCUAGUAUUCCAUCCAAGACUGCUACUCCGGCUUCAGUAGCUCCAGGACCGCCUCCACCCCCACCUCCUCCACCGCCUCCAGUCAUGAAUAUCUCUGAAAUCCCCCGCGUCGAUUACCUCCUACAGAAUGGCGGUUUACCACAACCAGUUCCCCGCCAUUUCCUCUCAGUAUUGCCCAUACAGAAUGGAGCUCGGGCAUCUCUUCCACCACUGACUGGUUCCGACACGCUCUUUGCCCCGUUCUUCAACUUGUUAGAGCAAUACAACAAUGUUUUAAACAAGCAAGGCUCUCUGGCAGUCGCCACGGGUCACCGCUCAGUGGCUCGCCGCCUGCUUGACAGACUAGAAAAUGUCUUUUCACGAGAUUUACCUCCUCAUGGAUGCGCGUGCAUAAUGUGCGACAAAUCCAAUGAAGUCCAUCGGGGCUUAACUUGGGGUGACGUCCUAGAAUGGGUGAGCGGUCGUAUCGAACUACCGCGCUGGCCACCCAUCGAUCUUGCUGAGAUUGGAACAAAGGCGGCUGAGAUAUCUGCAGAGGAGCCGCAACGACCAUCGUCACCCAUCAAGCUCGAUCCAGACAUCGCUGAAGAAUUCCGAGAGCAUUACCUGCGACAAACGAAAAAGGUCCGGUCUGCAGUCGACAAGUGGCUAACCAACAAUGGAGAAAUUCCAGCACCACCGCCGCAGGAAGUUGAUGACGAGACCCUGGCGUUUGCCGUUCUGACAAACUUGGAGGAAGAGGACCGUCCGUACUUUAAUGCGCUUCUGUCCGGCUCACGAGAACUACGACCAGCAACCCGCGCUCCCACUCCUCUGCACAAGCCUCGAACCGACUUUAUUGUCAAGAUGGGCUUGUCUCUCCAACGACUCUACCGCCUCCAGCAAGUGCCACGAGAUGCAGAGACUGCCACUUACCUCGUCAAGAAUCCGCAGACCCAUGAUUUGCUGGUGACCAUCUCCAAUAUUAACAAUUCAGAAUGGGAAAUCCUCACAUCCGGUCGCUUCGACGGCUUCCUGUGGUCCGGCGCAGACGACGGUGACUAUGGCAGCGAAUCCCGACGCCAGACACCCGCCAGCAUAUACGGCGGCCGAGCUACAGCCAGCCCUGGACCGCGCGGAAUGUCUGCCAUGGGAUCACGCACAACAACUCCGUUUGGGCCCUACUCUAGGGGCGCCACUCCAGCGUCCUUUGUUAGCUCAGCGUCAUCCACGUUACCAGGACGACAAGCUGUGUCCAACGAUGAGGAAAUGGAAAUGGCCGCUAUUGCCGAGAUUGAGCGUGAAAUCUAUACUGGUAUGGAGAGUCUAGAGGAUGCUUUUGAACGGCUACAUCUCAAGGCAGAAAUUGUGCGCACUGCUCUCAGAGAGCGAGGCGCUGGUCUGAUGCAGAGUUUACAGAGCAGACGACGCAUCGAUGUCUUAUCUACGCCGGGACCAGAUAGUUCACCCAACGUCGGUAUGGAGAAGCCGUCAUGGAUGCCGAGCACGGAUGAGGAGGCUGGCAGUGACAGCGAAUGGGGAGGCGACGAUAUUGACAUUAUGCCCGACGACUCGGCCAGUAAUAUUAGCAGCUCACGUCACAGGCGGCCCAAGAGGCGCACUGAGCGUCGCACGCCAGCUCCUAUUGAAGAAGAUGAAGAGGAAUGA
Messenger RNA from [Torrubiella] hemipterigena, 2628 nucleotides. The record is from the annotation of a GenBank genome assembly. Lineage: Eukaryota; Fungi; Ascomycota; Sordariomycetes; Hypocreales; Clavicipitaceae.